This is a messenger RNA of Haliotis rubra (blacklip abalone), 1675 nucleotides long. Its product is annotated as mitochondrial coenzyme A diphosphatase NUDT8-like. Bases 151 to 1074 code for a protein of 307 amino acids. NCBI's taxonomy places the organism in Eukaryota, Metazoa, Mollusca, Gastropoda, Lepetellida, Haliotidae. Gene Ontology annotation, biological process: nucleoside diphosphate metabolic process. Gene Ontology annotation, molecular function: magnesium ion binding; coenzyme A diphosphatase activity; manganese ion binding. The record is from RefSeq and is a predicted model, not a curated record. The transcript has 5 exons.
GUCAAGUAUACACAACGGCUUUUUCACAGUAUGGACAUGUAUCUGUUGUAUUCAAGUGUGUAUUACACGCACAGAAACUCCGGAUCAACCCAGGACUGAUAAUAUUCCUCGAUAAACAUUUCAUUAAAAUUCAAGCAACUUUACAUUAACAUGGAAAGUCUCAGGCUGCAGACUCAGUGGAAAUACCUUCUAAAAUCUUGUAUCAGAAAACAAGAGCUUACCAAAAGGUGCUUCCAUCACACAUCCCCACUGCCAUACAAGAGCCAGUGUCAUGUCAGUAACCAUAGUUACAGGAUAAUAGCUACAAGCAGUCCCAUGAACAUGAUGAAGGGCAGACAUACAUGGCAGGCUUCACCAGCACAGCAAAUAAGACCUUGUGUACUUUGUCAAGGGAUGAAUAGAAGGCAUGUCUGCAGAAAGCAUUUUAGUACAACUUCUAGAAAAAUGGAAAUAACGUUAGACACUGUGUUCUCAGUAAAUAACAAGAAACGCGUACAAGAUGAUCUGUUACGUGUUCAACCCUCCAGGGGGUCAAGGUCAAAGCAAGGUCACUCAGCAGUGCUUGUGCCUCUGUGUACAGUCAAUGGAGAGCCAGCCUUCCUGUUUACCCUCAGGUCAAGUUCUCUACGCAGUCACAGAGGUCAGGUCAGUUUUCCAGGUGGCAAGAUGGAUGACACUGACAGGGACCCUGUCCAUACUGCCCUGCGGGAAACAUGGGAGGAACUUGGCAUCACCAUGGAAACAGUAGACAUUUGGGGAUCUAUGAUGGCUCUUCCAACCAGGGUGACUGGUGGCAAAGUGACGCCGGUGAUUGGCUACUGUGGUGAGGUGGACGUCGAUGGGCUCACUAUCAGUGAGGAUGAGGUUGAGUUAGUCUUCACACGCACAAUAAAAUCAAUUUGCGAGCCAAAACACAAUGGCCAGACCCAGUUUCGAACCAGUCCCGGCUACACCCUGCCCGUGUUUCUUGGUGGAGAACAUAGAAUCUGGGGACUGACGGCCAUGAUUCUGCACAUGGCUUUGACCAUCAUCGCCCCAGGAUUGUAUCGCCACAAGCUCCGACAUCGGUCUUGAUGAUGACUCUGUUUAGGAUAUAUAUAGUCUGUUAUAUAAUUUAUUUAUCAUGAUUGUUUCAAAUGCUUAACAUCUUAAAGGCAGAAAAUGAAUUACUUUUAACGUACCCUUAUUUUUAUAAAAACAUGUUCUUAUUCUCUCUAAUUUAUGGAAUUACCCGGUGAUUGAAGAAGUCAAAGUAGAUUUUUGGCUCCAGUUUCUCUGUAGCUGUACAGGAGCAGUGGGGUAGCCUUGUGGCUAAAGUGAUCGCUAAUCACGCCGAAGACCCAGGUUUGAUUCCCCACAUGGCUACAAUAUGUGAGGCCCAUUUCUGGUGUCCCCUGCCGUGAUAUUGCUGGAAUAUUAUUGCUAAAAGCGGCGUAAAACUAUACUCACUCACUCACUGUACCUGUACCACAGAAUGACAGCAGGCUUUGUGCUGUAGCUAGAAAGUCAGUGUGGUUUGAUGUCGCAUUUAAGUUUAUUGCACUUAUAUUGAGACAUAUAAGCAUGUGUGUAUAAGGCUGCUUGUACUAGCCAAGACAGGGCGGUGGGGUAGCCUAGUGGUUUAAGCGUUGGCACAUCACACCGAAGACCCGGGUUCAGUUCCCCAGUGGGUAAA